GGAGGACUGUACUCUGUGAUUGCGCCAAAAGCGCGGGAAGCUGCAGUUGUUGUUCGAUCGCCUUCCCUUCGCCGCUGACUGAGAAGGGGGCGCCAUGGCUGGCAGGCGAGGGGCGCUGAUCGUGCUGGAGGGGGUGGACCGAGCUGGCAAAAGCACGCAGACCAGAAAGCUGGUGGAGGGCCUGCUGGCAGGGGGACACCGGGCCGAACUCCUUCGGUUUCCCGACAGAACUACAGAAAUCGGACGGCUGAUAAGUUCCUAUUUGGAAAAGAAGAACAAUUUGGAGGACCACACAGUGCAUCUGCUAUUUUCUGCUAAUCGCUGGGAGCAAGUGCCAUUGAUUAAAGAGAAGUUAAACCAGGGUAUCACUCUGGUAGUGGACAGAUAUGCGUUUUCUGGAGUAGCCUUCACAGGUGCUAAAGAGAACUUCUCUUUGGAAUGGUGUAAGCAACCCGAUGUUGGGCUUCCAAAACCAGACUUGAUCCUUUUUCUUCAGUUGAGCACGUCUGAAGCAGCCAAACGAGGAGACUUUGGAAAUGAACGAUAUGAGUACAGCUCUUUUCAGGAGAAAGUUCUGCAACACUUCUACCGUUUGAUGGAAGAUAAGACUUUAAACUGGAAGGUGAUUGAUGCUUCAAAGAGCAUAGAAGACUUGCAUAAUGAAAUAAAAUCGUUUGCCGAGGAGGUCAUGCGAGAAGCUCAGCACAAACCCAUAGGAGAACUGUGGAACUAGGACUGGAGUAUAUCAUCUCCUAUGGGUCACUUCUCACCUAGCCAAAAUCUGCACCGUUCACCUUCAAACCACCCUGUAUUUAUAUUAUCAAAUAGGAUUUGUUAGACUUGCUAUUGAUGCAGCUCUCUUCUUUCUGUUUUGGGUGGCAUUUUAUAAGAGAAUGGUCUGGCAGCUCUGUCGGGACUUGGACUGGAGUAGAUGCGUGAAAGAAGCAUUAGACAAAGGUCUUUCUGUCCUACCAAGAGAGACUUAAUACUUCAGCUGUACAGUAGCUGUUGUUUUCCAGACUCAAAAUUUUAAAACAGCUGAAUCUUUUCGUAAUGAGGGGAAAGAGGUUUACUAAUAAAUGUCAGAUUUUCACAUGAUGUUGUCAACCACAAACUUAUGUUGAGUGGAGGAUUUUUUUCAGCCCGAAGACCACACUGCCUCAUGGGCAACCUUUUAGAAGGCCACAUGCCAGUGGGACACAGUCUGAGAGGCAAGAAGUGGGUAGACAACAGAACAACUCUUCCCUUUGUAUGGUAAGCUACAUUCCAACUAUGCAAA
Molecule: messenger RNA, 1279 nt
Organism: Lacerta agilis (Sand lizard)
Lineage: Eukaryota; Metazoa; Chordata; Lepidosauria; Squamata; Lacertidae
Gene: DTYMK
Product: deoxythymidylate kinase
Exons: 5
Coding region: 95-733 (212 amino acids)
Biological process (GO): dTTP biosynthetic process; dTDP biosynthetic process; dUDP biosynthetic process
Cellular component (GO): mitochondrion; cytosol; nucleus
Molecular function (GO): ATP binding; dTMP kinase activity
Source: RefSeq, a predicted model, not a curated record